Messenger RNA from Hippocampus comes (tiger tail seahorse), 1837 nucleotides. It is a transcript of the gene slc35b3, whose product is annotated as solute carrier family 35 member B3. Gene Ontology annotation, cellular component: Golgi membrane; endoplasmic reticulum membrane. The coding region runs from base 255 to 1379 and encodes 374 amino acids. The record is from RefSeq and is a predicted model, not a curated record. Lineage: Eukaryota; Metazoa; Chordata; Actinopteri; Syngnathiformes; Syngnathidae. The transcript is spliced from 10 exons. Gene Ontology annotation, biological process: transmembrane transport; 3'-phosphoadenosine 5'-phosphosulfate transport. Gene Ontology annotation, molecular function: 3'-phosphoadenosine 5'-phosphosulfate transmembrane transporter activity.
CAGUUUUUCGGCCAGCGCAAGCCGGAAGUGGUUGGCCGUUUCCGCCGGUGCGACUUGCGCCUUGCUAGCCGAGGCGCCUCUUUUAGCUUGUUUGCAAGUUGCCAGCUUGUCACCGGGGUAGAGAGGAUUCCGGGCGAGUUUCGUCGCCACGAAAUAUGACUGCGAGGAGAUGUUUACAGUGGUGCCGUUCGCCGGAAUAGUCCCGCAGGAGGAGCUCAAACCGACGCGUAAGCCACGAGGAGUUCCUGGGCACAAUGAGUGCUAAAUACGGCCCGGUGGGGUACAACGCUUCGCGGAAGAACAUUUCCAUCUCCAUCCCGGCAUCUGCAGAGGUGAUGUCCCCUCAUAUCAAGUCCCUGGAGGAACUGAGGGUUCUCGGAAUCAGACUCGGCAACUUCAGUGCCCUCGCGCAGUUUUGCAUCUGUGUGGCUGGAGUCUUCUUCUUUUAUCUCAUUUAUGGAUACGUACAGGAGCUCAUCUUUUCGGUGGAGGGGUUUAAACCCUUCGGUUGGUACCUCACUCUGGUCCAAUUUGGUUUUUACUCUCUGUUUGGGCUCACGGAGCUUCAGUUCACAAAAGACAAACGCAGAAGGAUACCCGGGAAGACAUAUAUGAUACUUGCCUUUCUAACAGUGGCCACCAUUGGCCUUUCUAACACCUCCCUGGGUUACUUGAACUACCCGACACAGGUCAUCUUCAAGUGCUGUAAACUCAUUCCUGUCAUGAUUGGAGGAGUAUUUUUACAAGAUAAACGCUAUCGGCCGGUUGACGUGGCCGCCGCUGUCUGCAUGUGUUUGGGACUCGUCUGGUUCAUGCUGGCUGACAGCAAAGUGACACCCAACUUUAAUGUCACAGGUGUUUUCUUCAUUUCCCUGGCACUGUGUGCAGAUGCCGCGAUUGGAAAUGUGCAGGAGAAAGCCAUGAAACGUCAUCAUGCCUCCAAUUCCGAAAUGGUGCUGUACUCGUACUCCAUCGGCUUUGUGUACAUACUGGCCGGGCUGCUGUGCGCGGGUGGGCUGGCACCGGCCGUGUCGUUCUGCUCGGAGGACCCUGUGCGGACGUACGGUUAUGCCUUCCUUUUCUCUCUUUCGGGUUUUUUGGGCGUCUCUUUUGUGUUGGCCUUGAUCAAGCUGUUUGAUGCCCUCGUUGCAGUUACAGUGACUACAGGGCGGAAGGCCGUUACGAUAUUUUUUUCCUUCAUGUUCUUCAGCAAGCCCUUCACUUUUCAGUACAUCUGCGGUGGCCUCCUCGUGCUCGUUGGCAUCUUCUUGAACGUUUACAGUAAAAACCGUGAGAAAAUGAAGCUUCCUUCAACCAAGGACCUAAAAAGCAGACUGCUGGCCGGAAAGAAAGUCAGGCCCCUCUCCCAAAAUGUAUGAGAGGCAUCCGUCACAGGCUUUGAUUUGAGCCUCCUUGCCCAACAUGCAUCAUGACCGUCAGAUGGAGUUUUGGGGCUCUCUCCACCUGAAGACAACUGGCUGCUACGGGGCUGAAACUUCCCCAAACCGAACGAUCUGGUUGGGAUUACAAGGGACUAGUGGCGGUUGGGCACUUUUGGAGCGCACGCCAACACAUUGCCAGUGUGCACAACAACACCGAAGAGACUCGAAAGGAACACAGUUCUGCGCUGGAAAUUUGCAACAAAAAAAACAGAAAAACAAGUUGAAAGGGAAGAAUGAAGUGACCGCUUGCUCCCCACCUUAAGGAUUCCUUGACUGCACAGAUAAAUCGGCUUCGUUUUUGUACGUUCAACAAUCUGCUCUGUGACUGCUAACCACAAGUGUUUGCAUGAAGGCAUCACGCUCCUUUUUUUAAAAUAAACUCCAAGAUGUCUCGA